Pedinophyceae sp. YPF-701 is the source of this 3945-nucleotide messenger RNA. Lineage: Eukaryota; Viridiplantae; Chlorophyta; Pedinophyceae. The record is from the annotation of a GenBank genome assembly.
AUGAGCGGCUUCGGGGACGCGGGAGAGGACGCCCCGCAUGCGGACGGGAUCCCCAGGCCCGGGGCCGCGCAGCCCGAGGCCGGACAGCUCGCAAGGGAGCUGCACCAGUGCUUGCUGCGCGGCCUGACGAAGGUCGAACGGCUCGCGAGCUUGCGGCACGAAGAGAGCCUCGACGUACUCGAUCGGCUCGAGUGCCUGGAGAAGCUUCCGUCGCAACUCUUCAUCCUCACGGAGCUCGACGGACGCAUCAUCUAUGCCUCUCCGUCGGCGCCAAUCGUCCUCGGGCAGUCGGCUGCGUCCCUGCGCGGGCGGCCCGUACACUCCCUCCUCCUCCUCAACGACGGCAUCGAGCUCGCCCACCGCUACAUCCACAACAGGCAGCUCCUCGGGGAGGGCUCGCAUCCAGAUGGUCUCACCGACUGGCCUCUUGACGUCACGCUGCCCCCCACCUCCCCCGUCGACACCGACGUCAACGUGCACAGGGUCGAGCUGUCGGCGCAGUGGGUGCCGUGCGAUGCGUCGAUGCGACAGGACUGGGACUCCGUGGGCACGGCGCCGCAGCGCGGCGCCGCGAAGCGCCUCGGCUCGCCCUGGCGUGUGUGCGUAGUGAUCUCACUGCGGUUCGACCGCAUCGAGGACGCAGCGGGGCAGGACUGCGUGGGCAGCCCAGGCAUCAUCAGGGCGUGCAGGGACUUCCCGAUCACUCCGGUGGUCGAUCCGACGGCCCCGAGGCGGGAGGAGGUGGCGAAAGCGAGUAUGUAUCGCAUGCGGGACCUGCCGGCGGACAGGGAGGGCGAGGCGGCCCAGGAAGCGCCGUGGGUGUACCCGCGCGGGGACCCGCGCGGCGAGCCGCCGCAGGACACGCUGGUCGACCAGAUCGCGCGCGCUGCGUGUCCGGGGCUGCUGCUCGACGCCGACGGCACGGUGCUCGCCGCCACGCAGCUGCACCCGGCGCUCCGCGAGGACGUGGUGGGGAAGCGGCUGGAGGUCGUCGUCGCGGAGAGCGACAGAGAGGCCGUGCGCGGGAUGCUGGGUGGGGGGACUGAUUCGAGCCCAGUCUUCCUGACGCUGUCGCUGUGCUGUCCGGGACGGCGCAGGACCGCGUCGGGCGCCGCGGAGGAGUGGCAGCCGUUCGAGUGCCUGGUGUUCGCGGUGCCGCAGGGGGCGCGGGGCGCGGGCCGGCUCGUGGCGGCGGUGGCGCCCCGAGGACACCACAACUCUGCGGUGCGACUUGGGACGCGUCUCGCAGCGCUGAUGGCCACGGUGCCGGCGUACGUGUUCCGGACUGACACGUUCCUCAACGUCCGGUCGGCCUCCGCCUCGUAUUACCACGCCUGCUGCUUCGAAGAGCAAGACGUGGUCGGGCUCCCGGUGACCGCGGGCCUGCUCCAGGACGACCAGCCCGUCCUGCGGACCGCAGUCACAAACCUCAUGCGGCAGGCAUACGAGCAGCUGUCGAGCCGCGUGUCGCAGGCCAGCGCCGACGACGCGACGGUGCGGAUGUCCAGCGGGGGCGGCGAGUGGGCCGAGGACGAGAUGCCGCUUCCCGACGGCGCGCUCCCGCCACGCGCGGCGCACGCCAGCGUGCGCCUGACGUCAGCGGUGUCCUACCGGCGGAGGGUCCGUGGCAUGCUGGUGCGCGUGGACGCGACGGUCGUGGUGAUCAGCCCCGCGAGCUACCACUUGGAUAUCGUGGUGUUCGAGGUGCCGAAGCUCGACGACGACACGAGGGCGUUCCUCCCCACGUGUCCCGACGGCCUCGAGGCGGUGGCCUGCGACGCCGGCGCCGACGCAACCCGCGGCGACGACCGCGCGGAGGCCGGCGGUGACCGCGACGACAGCGACGGGGCGGAUGCGGCGGCGGUGGCGCGCGAGGGGCCCAUGCACGCCCUGAAGCGGCAGCUUGAAACCACCGUGCAACAGCUCGAGGGCGCGAUGGCGAACAUCCUCGAGCGCGAGGGCCCUGCGGCGUGCCAGAUACUGGCGGGCCUCGAUCGCCUGAGCUCGGCCGCGUUCUUCGUCACGGACGCGGCCACCGAGCUCCGGCACGCCAGCGUCGGCAUGAAGCGCAUGUGGGGAGUCGGACCGGAUAAAGUGCGGUCGCUGCACGAGCUCGUCACGGGGCAGGCGGCCGAGGCCGGCGCGGAGGUCUACAAGGUCGACGUCAAGUCCGUGCGCGCGGGGCUCCUGCCCUACAACGUCCUCAGCACGUGCUGGUGGAGCGCGGCGCGCGACGGCGCGGCGUUCCCGGUGGCGACGGGCGUGGCGCUCAGCGUGGGCGCGCGCGGGGACAUCCGCGUCGGCGCGUACGCGCGCGAGGCAGGGGACUUCGCGCUCGGCCUGCCCUGGGCGGCCCCGCCGCCGUACACGGCCGGGUGCGGCGUCGACACCGUAACGCUGACCGUCAGCAAGGCGGGCUCCGUGCAGCGGUGCUCCGGGAACGCGGCCCCGCUGCUCGGCAGGAAGAUGCGCGAGGUCGUCGACUCGCUUUUCCUCGACCUCGUCCACAAGUCGGACCGCAGCCGCAUCGCCUCUGCCUUUGCCAGUGUCGCGAUGGCUCCCGACCCCACGCACGUCUCCGCGCGGCUCCUCGUGCGCGUCCGGCGCGCGCUGAUGCUCGACCGCCGCGUCCACGGCAGCUCGAGCGGCACGGGCGCGACGGACAGCCCGGUCGGCGCGCAGCCGCGGUGGGCGACCGCCACCACGGCGCGCACGUCGUCGAGCGCGGGAGGGCUGACGCGGAGCUCGGGCGCGGGCGUGGAGUCCGCGGAGGGGUCGGGCCGGUCGCGCGGGUUCCAGCACCAGGUGCAGAAGGUCGCGCUCGUCGACAUCACCGCGGCUCCGGGCGACGCCGGGCGCGGAGCCGUCGUGAUACAGAUGUCUGACGUUACGCGCGCCGUGGACUGCCUCGCGCUCCGGGCGGUGGUGGAGGCGAUCGAGGACGUCUGUCCGACGCCGAUCCUCUCGCUCGACGCGGACGGCAACGUCGUGCGGGCGUCCGCGAACAGCGUCGCGUGGCUCGGGGGGCAGGCCGCAAGCGCGCUGCUUCAGAGAGUCGCGCCCGAGGUGGCGGGCGGGAUCCGCGCGAUGGACGAGUCCGCGAAGCGCGCCCUCGCGUCGCCGCGCAGCGGCGCGGACCUGAUCGGCCCGCCCCGGGGUGGCGGGGGGGGUUGGAGGGGGUGUCGGUACCCCCUGGUCAGCCCCUGCUGCGAGGUCCAGCGGCUGUGGCUGCGGAACGCGGACGGCGACCGCACGAGCCCGCGCGAAGGUCUCGCGGUGAUUCGGCCGUGCAGCGACGCUGCCGCCGGCGCCGCGUCCAGCCAGCCGCACCACAUCAGCGCCGGCAACAUCAUCGCGCUGCGCGACAUUUUGAAGAGGAUGCCGGGCGUCAGCCUGCACUCGCUGCUCGCAGCGACGCCCGCGCAGCAGGGCUCGCCCACGCCGGGCAGGGUCCCGCCCGGGCACCCCCCCGCGCAGCACCACAACGCACCAAGCGCUCCCGCGGCCCGUCCUGGCGCGGUGCCUCGCGACGACGCGCCGCUGCUGCCGCCGGCGCGCGGCCCGCACGCAGCGCGCGGGCCGGACGCGCCCGCGCGGCCCCUGCGGCCGCGGCCCAGCGGCGAGAGGCUGGUCGGCCGCCUGUUUCAGCAAGCAGUGGCCUUCGCGUCGAACGGGCACAUCGAGGCGCUCACGCUCAUGCUGGCGAAGGAGCCGGAGCUCCUCUUGGCGUCGGACGCGAACGGCAACACGCUGCUCCAUUUCGCGGCUUACUUCGGCUGGACCAAUGUCUGUUUGUUGCUGGUGCAGAACCAGUGCGCUCCGGCGGCGCGCAACGGGCAGUGGCAGACGCCCGGCGACAUGGCCGCGGCGGGCGGACACCUGGAGCUCUCGAGGCUCCUGCACCAGUACGCUGCAUCCACGCAGCAGGCCGGACCUAUGCCGUAG